Oxyura jamaicensis (ruddy duck) is the source of this 2333-nucleotide messenger RNA. Its product is annotated as solute carrier family 22 member 6-B-like. Gene Ontology annotation, cellular component: membrane. The record is from RefSeq and is a predicted model, not a curated record. Gene Ontology annotation, molecular function: transmembrane transporter activity. The transcript has 11 exons. Gene Ontology annotation, biological process: transmembrane transport. Bases 272 to 2185 code for a protein of 637 amino acids. NCBI's taxonomy places the organism in Eukaryota, Metazoa, Chordata, Aves, Anseriformes, Anatidae.
GGGUGCCUAUAGGCCCCUCCGGGCACGUAUGGGGCCGGUGGGCGGGCGGACCCUGGCGGACCCCCGGCGCCUGCGGCGCUGGAAUCUGCCCCCGCCCCCGGCCUAAUCCCGGUGACACUUUAACCAAAAGAGCCGCUUUUCGCCUUAUAUAACGGGGCCAGCGGCCGGGGGGACCCCGGGGACGGGGACGUCACCCCGCAGAGCCCAGCAGUGUCCCUGUGUCCAGCGGUGUCCCCGCGGGUGCUGGUGUCCCCGCACCCCCCCCCCCACGAUGCCAUUCGGGGCGGUGCUGGCACAAGUCGGGGGGCUGGGACGCUUCCAGGUCCUACAGACAGUGCUGCUGUCGGUGCCCAUCCUGCUCAUGGCCAGCCACAACCUCCUGCAGAACUUCACCGCCGCCGUCCCCCCGCACCGCUGCCGCAUCCCCAGCACCACCCCUGCUGCCAUCCAUGGUCCCGGUGCCACCCUCGGCCUCCCCAGUGCCACACCGGGGCCGCCCAGUGCCACCAUCAGGUCUCCUGAUGGCACCUUGAGGUCCUCCAACGCCAUCCCAAGGUCCCCUGAUGGCACCUCAAGGUCCUCCAAUGGCACUUUGAGGUCCUCCAACACCAUCCUGAGGUCCCCAGAUGGUACCAUGGGGUCUCUCGAUGGCACCCAUGUCUCCAGUGCCACCGAUGUCACACUUGAUGGCACUCCGGAGUCCCCCAAUGGCACCCGUGUUCCUCCUGAGGCCACCCUUGGGUCUUCUAAUGACACCCUGGGACCUUCUGAGGCCACCCUGGGGUCCUGCUGGCGCUACGUGGCCUCGGCCCCACCCAACGGCAGCAGCGGCCCCCGGCCCACCGAGCCCUGCCAUGACGGCUGGGACUACGACCUCAGCAUCUACGUGGCCACCAUCGUCACUGAGUGGGACCUGGUCUGCAGCUACCGGCAGCUCCGGCAGAUGGCCCAAUCCAUCUACAUGGCUGGUGUCCUGGUGGGAGCCCUGGUCCUGGGGGGCCUCUCGGACAAGUUUGGGCGCAAGGCCAUGCUGAUGUGGUCCUACCUGCAGCUGGGGGUGAUGGGGACGUGCACGGCCUUCGCCCCCAACUACGUGUCCUACUGUGUCUUCCGCUUCACCGGAGGCAUGGCCCUCUCCGGCUUCGGCCUUAGCAUCGCCUGCUUGGUGGUGGAGUGGAUCCCCACGCCCUACCGUGCCAUCACCGUGGCCAUCACCGGCUUUGCCUACACCCUGGGCCAGAUCCUGCUGGCCGGCCUGGCCUACGCAGUCCCCCACUGGCGCUGGCUCCAGCUCACCGUCUCCCUGCCCUUCUUUGUCUUCCUCCUCUACUCCUGGUGGCUGGCUGAGUCCGCUCGUUGGCUGGUGCUCUCCGGGAAGGCUGAGAGGGCCGUGAAGGUCCUACAGCGGGUGGCCAGGAUCAAUAAGAAGAAGGAGGAAGGGGAGAAGAUCACGGUGGAGAACCUGAGGUCCAACAUGAAGGAGGAGUUGGCUGGUCUGAAGUCCUCCUACACCAUCUCCGACCUGGUUCGGACCCCGGUCAUCCGCCAUAUCUUCUUCUGCCUCUCCAUUGUCUGGUUCUCCAUCAGUUUCUCAUACUACGGGCUGGCCAUGGAUCUGCAGAACUUUGGCGUCAGCAUUUACCUCAUCCAGGUGAUUUUCGGUGCUGUCGACUUCCCAGCCAAAGUGGUGGUGACCGUCUCCCUCAGCUACAUCGGCCGGCGGGUGUCCCUCAUGGUGGCCCUCUUCUUCGCAGGGCUGGUCAUCAUUGCCAACAUCUUUGUCCCCACAGAGCUGCAGACAGUGCGCACGGCGCUGGCCGUCAUCGGCAAGGGCUGCCUCUCCGCCUCCUUCAACUGCGUCUUCCUCUACACCACCGAGCUUUAUCCUACUCCCAUCAGGCAGACCGGGUUGGGCUUCGGCAGCACCAUGGCACGGGUGGGCGGCAUCGUGGCGCCACUGGUGAAGAUGAUGGAUGAGUACUACCCGUUCCUGCCCCCCGCCGUCUAUGGGGUGGCCCCUGUGGUGGCAGCCGUGGCGGCUGGCUUCCUGCCAGAGACCCUCAACACACCGCUGCCCGACACCAUCGAGGAGGUGGAGAGCAGGGCCAAGCAGAAGAAGACAGCCAACCUCAAAGAGAAGAUCCCCCUGCAGUCCCAGGACAAGGCCCCACCGAAGGAGCCCUGAAGGACCUGGAUGGGGGCAGCGCUCCUGGCGGGUUCUUGCAGCCCUGGUUUGGGGAUGGGCUUGAAUUCACUGCGUGCCCCACAUCAGGUGGCUUCCCCAUGUGGGGCAGGGGAAGUCCUCAGAGGAAUAAAGGAGCUCUGCCAGGGGA